Messenger RNA from Cheilinus undulatus (humphead wrasse), 5209 nucleotides. It is a transcript of the gene frmd4ba, whose product is annotated as FERM domain containing 4Ba. The transcript is spliced from 24 exons. The coding region runs from base 254 to 3142 and encodes 962 amino acids. Gene Ontology annotation, biological process: establishment of epithelial cell polarity. Lineage: Eukaryota; Metazoa; Chordata; Actinopteri; Labriformes; Labridae. The record is from RefSeq and is a predicted model, not a curated record. Gene Ontology annotation, cellular component: cytoskeleton; bicellular tight junction; adherens junction.
CUGUGUGGACUGUUGGAGACAUGGUUUUCAUGCCGAACAGGCAACAGCUUCCCUUCCUGGACUUUUCAUCCCGAUCUCUCGUGAACUCUACCUAACAAUCUUUUUUUGUCUCCUUUAACAAAUCUUUGAUUUUGAAAGUCUCGUUCUUCUAAAGAAAGAAGAGGGUUUCUUUGACUCCGCGGUGCCGGCUGGCUGAGACGCUCUGCGCACAGACAAUAAGAGGAAAAGAUCCGAUCACAACAAAAGACACAAGAUGACGGAGGGCCGUCAGUGCCAGAUCCACCUCCUUGAUGGCAGGAAGCUGGAGCUGCUGGUUCAGCCCAAGCUGUUGUCCGUUGAGCUGUUGGAUUUGGUGGCGUCACAUUUUAACCUGAAGGAGAAAGAAUACUUUGGAUUGUCCUUCAUAGAUGACACUGGUCAGAAUAACUGGCUCCAGUUGGAUCGUAAAGUCCUGGAUCAUGACUUCUCCAAGAAUUCAGGGUCUUUGGAACUCAAGUUCCUUGUGAGGUUUUACAUCGAGAAGAUCACCUUUUUGAAAGAGAACACAACAGUGGAGCUGUUCUUCUUGAACGCUAAAUCCUUAGUGUUUAAUGAGAUCAUCGAAGUGGAGAGUGAAAAUGUUUUCAGAUUGACUGCUUUCGCAUUGCAGGAGGCCAAAGGAGAUUACUCCAGUGAGGAGACUACCAGAUCAGACCUUAAACAGCUCCCAGCUUUACCCACAAGAGUACUAAGGGAGCACCCAUCUCUUAAUUACUGUGAGGACAAAGUGAUAGAUCACUACAAGAAACUGAAGGGACAGACCAGAGGACAAGCCAUUGUACAAUUUCUGGCCCUGGUGGAAUCUCUGCCAACGUAUGGAGUCCAUUAUUACCCGGUGAAGGACAAGCAAGGAAUCCCCUGGUGGCUGGGAGUCAGCUACAAAGGCAUUGGCCAGUACGAUUUGCAGGACAGACUGAGACCAAGAAAAUUCUUUCACUGGAAACAGUUGGAGAACUUGUAUUUCCGUGAGAAGAAAUUUGCUGUGGAAGUGAACGACCCACACAGAAGAACGGUGACCAAGAGGACUUUCGGACAGACUGGCCUUGUUAUUCACACUUGGUAUGCCAGCCAUUCUCUGAUUAAAACCAUCUGGGUGAUGGCCAUCAGUCAGCACCAGUUCUACCUGGACAGGAGGCAAAGCAAAUCAAAGAUGACCACAACCAGGAGUACAGGUGACAUCGCCAUGGACCUCACAGAGAUCUGCGCUCCUAGAAUCAGCAAAGUUUCCAACAUCGAGUUCAAAGAUCAGCUUAUCAUGGCCAGCAAUGGAAGCCUCAUCUCAACUGGUUCUGCAGACUCUGAAGUAAAUGAAGAACAAAAGAAAGAGAAAAUUACUGAGCUGAAAAAGAAAGAGAAGGACCUUCAAGACAAACUAACACAGAAACUUGAGGAACUGAAGAAGAUCUGCAUGAGAGAAGCUGAGCUUACAGGCAAAUUGCCCAAAGAGUAUCCCUUGGCAUCAGGUGAGAAGGCUCCACAGGUGAGGCGUCGUGUUGGGACAGCCUUUAAGCUGGAUGACCUUUUCCCCUAUGAUGAGGACCCAUAUCUGAGGAAUCUUGAGAGCAGGUUCGCCUUGCAGCAGAAGAUAGUGGAAGCAGCACUUAAGUUGUCCAAUGAAGCUGACCUCUGCAAGACAGUCAAGAAGAAAAGGAGAAAUAACUGUCUUGAUGCAAUGAGGAAGCUGGAGGAGAUUGAGAAGGAGAUAAACAACUACAGGAUAAAGAAGGGACAGAAGCCAACCCAGAGAGCCUCACUAAUCUUAGCAGAUGAUGUCAACCCUUCAGAUCUCAGCUCUCUAUCUGACAGCCUCACUCUGGAUGACGAUGAUGAGCUCAUGUCCCAGAGACAACGUUCCAGAUCAGUGCAGUAUUCCCCAAGACCACACCAUGCAGAAACACUGGACAUCCACUAUAACAACGACAGACGACCUUCUGCCAAUGACCAGCAUGCAGACAGCAGAUUAUAUUACAACCAAGUUACGGAAUCACUCCAUUUCAGUCACCGUGAUGCCUUUUCAAGCAACAAUAGCCCAUUUAAGCCCGCUUCUAGGCAGCCACGUGAUGCCCGCAGCAUGCCACCCACCCCCAUCCUCACCCGCAACGCCUACAGCAGCACCCAGCUGAGAUCUGAGGAUGCCCCACAACAUUUCCGCCAACGAAGUGGUAGUCUUGAAUCCCAGUCCCAGUUUAUGACAGAGUCUGAACAACCUGUGCAAACCUUCACCUUCUCCCAAGCAAGACGCAGCAACAGCACUGAGGUGCUUGAUGACGGCUCCUCCUACACAAGUCAGUCCAGUGUGGAGUACUGCAACCCAGGCAACCACGCCCACAGACGUCGAGUGCGCGGCCGGCACAGGAAAGACGUGUACGCCAACACUGGUAGUAUGCCCAACCUGGCACAGCCAGACCCCCGCUACCUACCGCGGGCCCGCCCAACCACAACAGCCUACUACAUCACAGGCUACCCUAGCUACACGGAUCCAGAGCCUUACUCAAAUAGUGCCUACAUGUACGACAAUGAGAUGGAGGGACACUAUAAUGUCAACCCUUCUUACCAUGCAACUCCAGCUUAUCACAGCCACAUCAUGCCCAGCAGCUAUGGCCAUGAUGAGAUAGACGGCAUGUCACAGAACCCGUACGCCACACUGAGGCCACCCAAGAACCGUCCGAUGCCUCGCAGCAACGAACCAGCCAGAAAGAACAUCCAGAAGGCUCUGGUGGCGGAACAUUUGAGAGGCUGGUACCAGCGUAACGCUGCACAAAAGCAAGCAGCAUUCAACUACGACUACGACAGAGGCUCUCAGCAGAGUUUGGGAUACCAGACUAUGCCAGCACCCUACGGCCACAGCAGUCACAUUGCAUACUCAACAGUGUCCUCAACGCCCUCGAGUGCAAACUGGCACAGCAGCAUGAGUGUUAGCGGUAUAUCGGAAUAUGACAUGCCUAUGCAUGCACCACAGUCCUACUCUUACACUACAGCACCAUACAACUGCUCCGCCCAAACCAGAUAUUCCCCCGAGUUUGAGUGGCAGAGCUCUGAUAGCCCUGUGGGGCCUUUAGACAAGUGUGGUGCUGUUGCCUAUGCUAUUGACCAAGAAAAUUAGCUCCAUUCCCCUGUUUAUCAAAGAAAAAUGAUCUUACAUAGAUGUCAGCCAAAUGGAAAGUAACCUGGAGCCAGAAGACCAAAUUUACUGGCACGAAGACUCAAAACCCGGAACAAUAGUGUAGCGUCUUGGCCGUCACUGCGCUGUAGUUUUCACCAUGACAAGCUGUCAUCGUGCCUUAAACUGCACUUACCUGUUUUUGUGUAUGAGAGGAUCCAAAGAGUGAAGUAACAUAUCUUCUGUGGAGUGCAGCAUGAGAAGAAAACGAAGUUCUCACAUUUUUUUUCUCCACAAUGCAAUUGCCAAACAGUUUUUAGAGAAUAUCAAACUCCCAUCAGAGCAUCUACAGGUCUGGAUUGCGAGUGUUUGGAUUGAUGGUACUUGUGCACUUAAACUAUACAAGGACAUGCUGUGGACUGUGUGAUAUCAAAGGGAAUGUGGACUAAAUCUAGAAUUGUGUUUUGUGGAGAUACAAACUUACAAAACCAAGGACUAGGACUAUCUCUGUAAGAGGAUACUGAGCCACAGUGAACAAGAAUGACUCUUCCUGCUUCUCACUUACUAUGAACACUGUAACCAUGAAGGAUUGGACAUAAAAUGAUAAAGACUUGGUUUAAAUGAAGGAAUUAACUCAAAAAUGAGUUUAAAUGAUGGCUAUGAUCGACUGAUGUCAUUGUUUGUAGCUCCCACAGUGUUUCAUGUACUCAUGUUUGUUAGUUACUCAGUAUUGAGUCUAUCUCACUGUCAGUUCGGACAAUUGAGCCAAUCACUUCUGCCACACCAUUUGAGUAUUUCCUGCAGCCAUCAACUCAUACGUCACUGCCACAUCUGAUCAGUGCAAAAAGAUAUAAGUCUAGUUUUGUUUUGUUUUUUACAUGGUAAUCUCAUCCAUGCUGGAAGUCAUGGACUGGUGCUCAUAAUUUCUGUCAAAAGAAUGACACUGUAUGUUAAUGUUGAUAUUGUAAAUACACUGGUUCCAUUUUUUUAGAGAGCAUUUGUAUGUAUUUUGAAAGCAUGUAAUAUAUAGUUAACAAUGGUUUUUUAAGCUGGUUCUUAGUUAUUUGUAUUAUUGAAUUCACGUGAAUUAAAAAAUACAUUUGACUCAAUUGUUCAGCUUGAAUGUGAUAAAAAUAGAUUAGCAAGAACCAUUCACAAAUGCCAGUUUAUCUUGUGAAUGGGUAUUUGCAAGAGGGGAAAAUGGAAUUAAAUCAAAUUCUAACUGUAACUGCAUGUCCUUCAAAAAUGCAAGGCACACUGGGAUAUGUAUAGAAUUAAAAUGCCUUAUUUUACAUGACAAAAAUAGCCACAGGUUGUCACCUACUCAGGUCUUCAUCAGGGCCAUUGUUAGCAGUUGUCGUGGCACACCUGUGAUGUUUAGCAGCACUGUGCAUGGAAAAAUGAGUAGGUCACAACCCAACCGUUGUCUUUGAAUAUGUCAUUCAAAUAUAGUUUGCAGUGUAAAAUAUGUCAUUCAAUUCAAUGCAAACUGUACUGUGUGCUAGUUACAGUCUGAUUUUCUUACAUCUAGUUUUGUUUUUACUGAACUUACUUACUCCUGCAAUUACCCCUUCACAUGAACUGAGCAAAGCAAACCCAAAGUUUCCAAAGAGCACCUACAGUGCAUUCAAAAAAUUAUUCAGACACCUUUCAUUUUUUUCGUUUUUCUCAAGUUACACCCUGAUGCUACAGUCAAAAAAAUGCAUUUUGAAUUGUCAUUUAUCUGCAACCAGUGCCCUGUCAUGAUAAAAUGAAAACUGGAUUUAAGAAUUUUUUGCAAUUUUACUUUUAUUUUAAUUGUAUCAAAACAUAUAUAUCACAUUGACCUAAGUAUUCAGACCCUUUGCCUUCUCCAGAUCUGUGCCUUGCAACAAUCCUGUCUCUGAAUUCAGAGUCAGGAUUUUUUGACCUCAUGGCUUGGUUUUUGCGCUGAUAUGCAUUAUCAGCUGUGAGACCUUCGUUAGAGAGGUGCGUGCAGAUUCAGAUAAUGUUCAAUCAAUUUAAUUUACUACAGUCGAACUCUAAUCAAGGUGUAGAAACAUCUCAGCGAAGAUCAAAAGAAAUGGAAGG